Molecule: messenger RNA, 1002 nt
Organism: Metarhizium brunneum ARSEF 3297
Lineage: Eukaryota; Fungi; Ascomycota; Sordariomycetes; Hypocreales; Clavicipitaceae
Molecular function (GO): 8-oxo-dGDP phosphatase activity
Source: RefSeq, a predicted model, not a curated record
AUGAAGUCAAAUCUAGAUCUCGUUCAUAAUACGGAUACAUUCCCCUACCCCCCUUAUGCUACCGGAUCCUCUACACUGUUUGAUGUGCCAAACGGCAUUUAUACCUUUGUUUGGAGGGAUGCAAACGGUAUUUACCCAGUCGGAUACGUGCUUGAUCGCGUCGUGGCAGAGUUGGCAACCGUGCCUGAUGAUGUGAGGGGUGUAAUGGAAGUCAACCACAUCAAGAAGACGCUAUCACUUUUUCAAUUACCCUCAGAGCCCGAGCGUACGGCAAUGGCAGCAAGUCUAUCUGCGCAUUGGCGAGAUCACCGGACUUUCAAGCUGCUCAGGGGUUGGCGAGGGGAGCUCUGGCCCGUCUAUGGGCGAAAUGGCGAACUCCUUUUCAGCAUGGAGCGCGCUGCUAUUGGCUUACUCGGAACUAUGAGAUAUGGAGUUCACUUGACCGCAUAUGUGGUUGAACCUUCUGCACCACAUGGUAUGCUAAUAUGGGUCCCAAAGCGGGCAGCAAACAAAUCAACAUUUCCUGGGAUGCUUGAUAACACUGUUGCUGGCGGGCUAAUGACAGGCGAGACGCCUUUUGAGUGCAUCAUUCGUGAGGCGGAUGAAGAAGCCAGUCUCAUAGAAGACGUGGUUCGUCCGAAUGCAGAAGAAGUCGGCACGGUUACGUACAUAUACGUCACCGAUGAAAAGAACUUUGGUCAAGCUGAUUUUAUUUAUCCGGAGUGCCAGUGGGUAUAUGACCUGAAACUACCUGCGAGGGUAAUCCCGCAACCAAAGGACGGCGAAGUCGAAGAAUUCAAGCUCUGCGACGUAAACCAAGUCAAGAGGGACCUGGCCUGUGGCAAGUUCAAGGACAACUGCGCCGUAGUCAUGCUGGACUUCUUUAUUCGCCAUGGCAUCCUGAUGGAAGACGAGGAGCCACACCUAAGUACCAUCCGGUCACGAAUGCAUCGUAAACUGCCCUUCCCAGGGCCACAUCAAGAAGGGUGGCCAAGAACGUGA